UCAACUCUGGCUCAGAUCUCUUUUAACAGGACAGAGUGAAGAACGCAGGCACUGUAAAAAAUGUGAGUUCAAAUGAAAGAGAGUGCAACUCAGAGAGACAGGGUCAGAGAGAAAACCACAGUAAGGUAGUAGAAAGUGUGUAGAAAGUUAGGGUGAGAGAUCAGUCGGAAUCAGUACUAAAAAAGAAUGGGCUGUCUAGUUACCAGUGCUGCUGCUCUUCUCUUAACCUCCAUGCUGGCUUUGCUUUUUGGAGUUUCUUCAGUCCUUGGCCAAGACCUGAGAGAGAGGGAUGCACUAUGUAAUGCUGAUGGCUGCUUUGUGGUCUAUUUCCAAAGAAAAACCUUUUUGGACUCAUGGAGGGCCUGCAAAGAGAGAAGAGGCAAUCUCGCCACCAUCAAACGCAAGGAGGAUGCCACCACUAUUGCAAUUCUUUUCUCAGCUCUGGACUUGCGACACUCACGCACCAAUAUCCAGGUAUGGAUUGGCCUGCAGCGCCAGCCUCGCCAGUGUAGCACUACUCGCCCCCUGAGGGGUUUCUCUUGGACCACUGGUGACCAGGACACAGAGUAUACCAACUGGCAGAAAGAGGACUCCCCUGAUUUGUGUAUGGUGCCACGCUGUGUGGUCAUGGGCUACAGCAUUCUAGAGAAGAAUGAUAAUUUAAAAUGGCAGGAUGGCUCCUGCUCAGUUCCUGCAGAUGGGUAUCUUUGUCAUUAUGGCUUUAAAGGAAUGUGUCCAGCCUUGUGGACCGAAGUUGGAGGCAAUGUCCUUUACUCAACACCAUUUAACCUUCUAAGCACACUGCUAACACAUGUACCCUUCGGAUCUGUCGCUAUUGUGCCGUGCCCCAUAGGCACCAAGGAGGAACAAUCAGUUUUGUGUAUGCUGAAGGAGGAUGGCUCUGUUGGGUGGUCAAGAGAUUCCCCUCUUUGCUCUGAUCCUCUUGUAUCAGACAAAUGGUGCGAUCUGGAUAAUGGUGGAUGUGAGCAUUACUGCAUGCCGGCUGGUGAACACUUCUACUGUGAGUGUGCUGAUGGGUAUCAACUAGGAGAUGAUCGGCAUAGCUGUGAGAUGUCUAUUUGUCAUGGGGCAACCUGUGAGUUUGAGUGCCUGCCCCUUUCAGAUGGGUAUCGCUGUGCCUGCCCUGAAGGAUACAUGCUCGGGCCAGAUGAAAUUGCCUGUCUGGAUGUAGACGAGUGCCUCCAGAGUCCUUGUGAACAAAUUUGUGAGAAUGCUCCAGGGACAUUUGAAUGUCGAUGUCGGGAAGGUUACCAUCCAGAUGAUGAGGGUGGAUGUGAGGAUAUAGAUGAGUGUAUAAAUGACCCAUGUGAACAUGCUUGUGAGAACACUCAAGGCUCUCAUAUCUGCCACUGCCAUCUGGGGUUCUCCCCAGUACCCGAAGACACAAAACGAUGCCAGGACUCUGAUGAGUGCCAGAUCCCUGGGACCUGUGAGCAGAUGUGUGUGAAUUAUGAUGGUGGAUUCGAGUGCUUCUGUGAGGAAGGUUAUAAACUCAUGCCUGAUCAACACUCAUGUCAGAAGAGCGGUGAAGGAGAUGACCAUUCUCCUUCACUCUCCUCUCCUUUUCCUUGGGUCACCCACCAACCUGAGCCUGUAUGGGACCUCAUGGAAUAUGACUGGAAUCUGCCGCAGAGCCACACUGACUGGCCCCCAGAGGAGGAGCAAUCUCUGAACUGGCUGACUGAUCCACCCACAGUUUUGAAAUCUGAUGUCAUUUGGGUCACCAGCGCUCCACAUGAGGAACUGCCCUUUUAUUCUUCAGUGGACUCUUUGACACUGGGGGAUGAGAAUGAUGAGAAAGCCACACACAUUAAUGGAGAUGAUUGGUUAGAGUGGGGGCAGAAACCUCAGCCUGACCUGGAAGUUUUUCAAAGCACCAUCUCGACCACACCUCCACCAGACACCAGCUCUAGCACUGAACCAGACUCAUAUGAAGAUGACAAGGAGACCACCACAGCUCUUCCCUCCCUUUCCAGCUCUACAAUCUCUGAGGGAGCUUGGAAUUGGUGGUCCAGCCUCACGACUUCAAGCCAUAAACCAGGAAAUCCAGAGGAUUUAGUCACAAACCACAACAUGACUAAGGAUUCCAGCUACCGCAACAAGGGAGACGAAGAACAGUUCCCAGAGGAGUUGGGGGAGGAGAAAAAUGACGAACCAACAGUUCUCACAGAGCUUACCUCUUCCCAGCCAACCUCGAGCGGGGCUGUACAGAGCAGAGACACCAUGGAUUCUGAUCAGGAAAACAGUGGGCAUAAACACAGCAGCACUUGGCUUCUGGUGGGACUACUAGUGCCCAUCUGUAUACUAAUAUUGGUGAUGCUGACACUGGUCUUUGUCUAUUGUACUCACUCUGGUCUUCGGCCACGCAGUAAGAAUGUCACUGACUGCUACCACUGGAUUUCUGGGUCUCAUGAUCCACAGGGAGCUCCUAACCCCUCAGCAGGGGUCAAGACCUGUGUUUAAACAGAGAAGAGAGAAACUGGCAUUCAAAUAAAUUGUCUCUUUUUCAGAGGUAAGCCCGAGGGAAUAAUGAACCUGCUAAGGAACUGCCCGCUCUGAGCGUAUAUAGAUAUGAUGCUUGAAUAUCAACUAAUAGAGGUAAUGAAGACACACUGAAAAUCACUGACCUUUUUGGGACACAUUAUCUAUGUGGUAAAAAACUGCUUAGAGGUUUUAACAUUGGACAAUGUUAUAUUAUCAUAAAACAUACAAUCUUCAGUUGUAAUGUCAAAAAAUAUUUUAAUAUCUGGGGAUACUGUUUGUAGACAUUUAUUCAUUUCAUUUACAAAAUCUCUUUCAUACAAGAUCCUCAGGCUCAGUUAAUUUAAUUUCUAUAUCACUAAAGACAUAUGUUAUUCUCAACCGCUCACAUCAACAAUGGGAAAGAAGAAACUCUAGGCCAAUAUUCCUUCAAGAAAAAAGACAUUCUGUAGUCACAUGAUAUUGCUGGAAAAAUAAUCAUUUGUUUCAUUUUUUCAUGUGUUGAAUACUUCAUGAGCGACUGAAACCACCUUUGUGUAUUGUGGUUCUAUUGUAUUUAUAUUUUGUUUCAAACUUGUUUCAAAUUUUCAAGUAAAUUCAACAAUUGUAAUACAUAAAUGACAAAGUUUAUGGACCCCAUAAACCUAGUGAAAUACAGAGGAAUGUCUGUCUACACAUGGGAAGAUUUUCCCCCACUGAUGUCCAGUUUAACAGCACCUAUCCUUUUCUGACUUUUUUUUUUUUAAUAAAAGUUGAAGAACAGAUGUUCACAAUGCACAAGGAAUGUUGUGGGAGCUGGUAGCUGAUAUUAGUCAUGAUGUUAGAAUUGCCAUCAAUCACCUUUCCUAACCUUACUUCAUUAAUACAAGAAGUCUAUGUCUUAGUCAAUGCUUUAAUUGUUCAAUUGUGGAUCGUCAAUGUGAAACUCUGUAGUUUCUUCUGAAACUUCUUUUUGUAAAAUGUUUUUCAAUUUAUGGUGAAAAUUAAAGUUGACAAUUUCAGAUCCCAGAUUACAAAACUUUAAGUAGCAGUUCCCAUUGGAUUUUAAGGUGUAUCAUUUUUAUAAAACAAAUGGGGAAAAAAACAAAUGAAAUAAACCUAAGCACUAAUUUACUUUUUUUUUACUUAAUUUACAUUUAGUGCCAUUUCAAAUUCAGAAAGAAAAUAUUGUUUGAUAGACUGUGAAAUAUAAGAAACAUCUAAUGUAAAUUGUUAGGUUUUUAUAUUAUUAUGUGAAGAAAUCUUGAA
Molecule: messenger RNA, 3750 nt
Organism: Paralichthys olivaceus (Japanese flounder)
Lineage: Eukaryota; Metazoa; Chordata; Actinopteri; Pleuronectiformes; Paralichthyidae
Gene: cd248a
Product: CD248 molecule, endosialin a
Molecular function (GO): calcium ion binding
Source: RefSeq, a predicted model, not a curated record